AGGGUUCAACUUACUCAGCGUGGCGUGAGAGCGUUGUUCCCACGCUACAGCAGCGCCAGGGAUCGCCCAUACAGCUGUGCGAACGAUCAUCCAUUGUUCAGCAUCACAACAGCUCAACAACAGCGUUAGACUUGCCACCACAAUGCGAGCAAUGACGCUGCGCUGCAUCCUCGCGGUGACAGCGGCAUUGGCACCGCAUCAUCAUGACAACGGCCGAACCGCGCGGAGGUUGAUCACAGCUGAAGCGAGCCCUGGAAAAGCUCCGCGCGCGGCCGACUCAGACCGCCGCGGCGCGUUGCACCGGUUCGCGGCCGGCGCAACCGCCGUCGUAGCGCCGCGAGCCUAUGCCAAGCCGCCGCCGACGCUGCAGGGCGCCUACGCCUCGUUCAACGCCGGCAAGUACGACGAGGCCUUGACGGCGUUCGAGGCGCUGACGACCGCGGACGACAACGACGCGACGGCCUGGGAGGGCAAGGGCACCGUGGAGCUGAUCCUCGGCUCCCAAAAAGCGACGCUCGGCGUGGAGCCCACGGGCACCGCGAAGGAGCUCUGCGAGCGCGCGGUGGCGUCGCUGCAGCGGUCGGCGUCGCUCUCCGACGACGCUCUGACGCUCAACAACCUAGGCAACGCCCAGGCCGUCUUGCUGCGCUGGAGCGACGCGGCCGAAUCGUACCAGAAGUCGUUGGAUGCGGCGCUGGCGUCGAAGCGCGACCGCGGCCUUGCUUCGAUCCCCGCAUCCAAUAGAGCGCAGGUGGCGAUCGAGCUUGGCGAUUUGAAGGACGCGGCGCGGCGCACCGAAAAUCUGUUGCGGAGGGACCCCAACUUCGUCGACGGCCGCGCCCUGCUCGCGGCGAUCCGCUACAAGCUGGGCGACGCGAACGGCGCCGAGGAAAGCUACGCGCAGCUCUGCGUCCCGGGCGUAAAGUCGCAGCGCGGCGCGGUCUUCACCGACGGCAUCGGCGGCAGCGACUGGUGCGAGCUCUACGCGUCGACCGACGUCGUCAGGGGCCGCUGGACGCCGACGACCAUCGGGGCCUACGAGGCGUUUCUGAAGAGCAGGGACCCGCGGGCCCGGGUCGCCGCGAAUACCAGAGACUUAUAAUGUGUGAUAGUAAC
Molecule: messenger RNA, 1116 nt
Organism: Pelagomonas calceolata
Lineage: Eukaryota; Pelagophyceae; Pelagomonadales; Pelagomonadaceae
Source: the annotation of a GenBank genome assembly